Nomia melanderi (Alkali bee) is the source of this 681-nucleotide messenger RNA. RefSeq names its product odorant receptor 4-like. Gene Ontology annotation, cellular component: plasma membrane. Gene Ontology annotation, molecular function: olfactory receptor activity; odorant binding. Gene Ontology annotation, biological process: sensory perception of smell; detection of chemical stimulus involved in sensory perception of smell. The record is from RefSeq and is a predicted model, not a curated record. NCBI's taxonomy places the organism in Eukaryota, Metazoa, Arthropoda, Insecta, Hymenoptera, Halictidae.
AUGACGAUGGUAGAAAUGACGUUAACCACAACUCAAGUCGCCAUAUCAUACAUCACCUUUGAAACAUUGUUGCUUAUAAUCAACUCAUACUUGAGUACUCAAUUUCGCAUAUCUGGGUACAGAUUGUGCUGUAUAUGGAAAGAGAACGACGGAAACAUUAAUUCUGUUGAUUACACAAACAAGUGUCACGCGCGUAUGAAGAAAUGGAUUCGACAGCAUCAGACGCUCAUCGAGUUCACUAACGGGAUCGAGCGUAUAUUCCGAAUUCAUAUCUUCUUGUAUGUGUUGCUUGUCAGCAUGUUAAUGUGUCUGGGCGCGUAUCAAAUAUUCUUUAUAGAAUCAGUUGCCACUAGAAAAAUAAUUUUCAUAGUUUUCACUAUCGGUAGUGUCGGGCAAGUGAUAUUAUUCAGUUACUCGUGUGGUAGUUUGAUAACCGAUAGCGAAGAAAUUACACUGUCAGCGUAUGCGACAUCGUUAUUCUCGGCUCCGAUGGACAAAUCUGGCAGGUUAUUGCGAAAGGAUUUGCAAAUAAUAAUGUUGAGGACACAGAAGCCCUGUUACCUGACUGCCUGCGGAUUCUUUCCUAUAUCCUUAGAAACAUCGACCAAGCUUCUCAGUACCGCGGUAUCUUACUUCACUUUAUUAAGGGAAUCCGCAAGUGCAGAUGAAAAAGGCAUUUAA